AGUAGUUUAGUGUUGGGGUAAUUUAGAAUUUAGGUUAUUUGAGUGGUUUAUAGUUAUUGUUUUGUAGUGGGUAUAUUUGUUUUAUUACUGUUUUUUUGUGUCAAUGUAAAUAAAGUGUAUAUAGUUUAUUUUAUAAAUUUUAGUUGGCUGUUUUACUUUUAGUUAGUUAGUUUAGUUUAAUUGUGCGGUCUGAUCGCCCAGGCGAAGGCCGCCCUUUGGUCGCAGACUGGAGUGCACAGAUCGGACCCACACGGUAGAGUUACCAUCAACCUACCGGUUAAAAAAAUAAAAUCUGUUUAGCAGAAAAAGGUCUAGUGCCUCCUGACCUGCUAACAGAAAACUGGUGUCAGAAGUGGGAUCUGUGCUUGAGUGAUCAGACGCACAUUGUUUUUUUGAGAUUAGGUUGUUGUUAGGUUUCUUUUAGGUUUUUGUUAGGCUUCUUUAGGGCUUGUGUUAGGAUUGAAUAGGGUAGCAUUAGUUUUAGGUUGGCAUCGGUAGGAAGUAGUGUUAGAGAGUUCAUUUUGUUGUAGGUUGAUAGGAAGUUGUUGGUAGAUGGAUAGUUUAAUUUGCUGUAGGAGUUUUGUUUAAUUUUUCUUGCUGUGGUCAGUAAUGAGUUGUUGUUCUUUUGGUAAUUAAGAUGUAAGGCUUAGAAGUGAGUUUUUAUAGGGUGUGUUUAGGAGCUUGUUGGUUUGGGCAUUUAGAGUUGUAUAGUAUUUUUAGAUAUGGGUAUUAGGUUGGUCUUUUAGGUCAGUAGAGGCUACUAGUGUUAGGGGACUAGGUCAGCAUUGUUAGGGAGCAGUAGCAGCAGGAAGCAUGCAGCAGUCUACGACAGUAGUCAUGGUGCCUCGUGCUGAUGCAACACUCCGGAAGUUCAAUGGAGACGGCCCAGUUGGAGAAUUGGAGGAUUUCCUCCAAAGCAUUGAGAGGUGUUGGCGACUUCAACAUCUCCAACGACCAGAGGACAAGUGUGACCUCCUAUAUGCACACUUGGGAGAGUCUGUGAAAGACGAACUGAGGUGUCAUCCUCAGGUUUCCUGGGACAGUCCAGAAGAGAUUGUCGAUAUUCUUAGGUCUGAGUAUGGAGACAGAAGAAACAUCUCCAUAGUAAUGGAGGAAUUCAUAGGAGUGCGGCAGCAACCCGGAGAAACGGUGCACUCCUAUUCCAUUCGUCUGCAAGCUGCAUAUGUUGCACUAGCAGGCAAGCUGCAAUCCAAGCAAGUGUUGGUGCAGGAGGAUGUAAUUCUCAGAGAACACUUUGUGAACCACCUAAGUGAUGAUUUGCUAAGGCGCCUUCUGCGGGAAAAGCUCUGGGAGCACCCUAAAACGUCUUUUGUUUCCCUGAGAGAGACAGCCAUGAGGUGGACUGAAGAAGGGGUCCACAUCAGCAACAGUUUUUGUCAACAGUUGGCCAAUUUAUCCCACCGAGUGGAUCAGUUGACAGCCAAAUUGUCAUCACGUUUCAAGUCUGGUGGUAUUCGCACCCUGAGACCACUGAGAAAAUCCAGGAGGUGCUACUCCUGUGGUAUGCCAGGCCAUCUAGCCAGAGACUGCAAGUCCCAGAAGACACGUAGGCAAAUUAAGGGUCAGUCUCACUCUGCUCAGCGACCUUUAGGUUGUCAAAAUUGUGGAAGCUGGAGACAUCUGACCAGUAGUUGUCCCAAAGAUAACAUUGACAUAAUCCAGGUUGCCCCUAAACAACCAGAAGAGAGUCCAUCACAACCAUCUACGGUUUUCAUUGUCAAGACAGUGACGUUACCAACAGUGGAACCCAAGGUCAUACCGAUGGUGAAUGCAGUCGAUUCCACUGGAGGUGAAGAUAUGUUAAAUACCGUAACCUCAGAAAAUCAAGUUACCGACUCUGACCAAGAAGGCAGUCUUGCACCUGCCUCUGUGGACGUAGAAUGCCCAAUUUUAAUACAGCCGUGCAAAAAUUUAUCUGUAAUCCCAGAAGUAUGUUCAGAUUCAUUUGGCACAUGGGCGUCUCUAAAGGCCUUAACCACUACAUGUACCGGUACGAAAGACAAACUGGAAAAUAUUGAGAACCUAGCUCAAACAUUUAUUCGAAACUGUGUGGAGUCGAAAAUUCUUAAAUUUCUAUCAUUUUCUUAGUUAUUGUUAUUACUUAGACUUUUUUUUGUGUGUAUAUUGCUAUGUCUUUGAUGUAUUUUUUUCAUUUGAGUUUUUAUUUCUAAAUUUGCUACUGAUAAUAUUUAUGCAUUAUGUUCGCCGAGAAUGUAUUUGAGCCUGUGGCUGUAGCUCUGUGUUGGUCUGUGUGACCUUGUAGAAAUCUGAGUAGUUUUGAUAAGUCUGUGUGACUAGGUCUGCCAAACCUUUGUGGUUUCAAUUCCCUUUAAGCCUGUGUGGUUUCAUUUCCCCUUCAAACCUGUGUGGUUUUGUUUCCCCUUAGCCUAGGUGGCAUACUUGUACUGAGAUUUGCUGACUAGACAUGUUUUGCAUUGUCUAUGUCUGAUGUCAAUUGAAGAUUCUUUGAAUAUAUGUAUGUAAAAUAUAAUGUAUAUAAUAUUUUUUUUAUUUCUAUAUCUGUAUUUUGAUGCACUGUAUUUCUUUUUUUCUUGCUAUGUCUUUGAUUUAUGCAUUUAUGUGACGAUUCUCACUUUAGUAUUUUAUUGGCAGAAUGAUUGUGUCCUGUUGCAUGUGUGGCAACAUGGCAUUUUUCAGAGUGUGCAUGAGUAGGUAGUCCAGAGAGUUAGGUUGUCUGAUAUGGAUAGUGGUAUUGUUUUAUGGGUUUUAUAACUUGAUGUAGAUGUUGAAGUUGUGUAUUGUGAUAGCACUGUAAUUUUGUAGUAUUAUUGUUUUGCGGGGACGCAAAAGUUUUGAGCGGGGGUGAAUGUGAGCUGGCGCUGUUUGAGCUAUUUUUAUCUAUUUUGUAUAUUUUAUUUUAAUUACUUUUAUAGGCUAGUGCUGAGUGCAUGCCUGCCUCCCGCCAGCUCUUUUACUUUAGAAGUUAGUUUGUAUGAGUCAUGACCUGGCUCUAUAAAUAGAAUGGAUGAUGUAGUGUCUUGUCCCUUUUUCCGGUGUUGACCGCUGGUCAGUGCUUGAUUAGCUGGUCUGUGUGACCAAGCAGUGAUUUAGAAAGUUUUUAUUUAGUGUUGUUCUGUGUGGACUGCCUGCUAUAAUUCCUGUUCUGCCUGUCUGCUUUUCUGCCGCUAGUAGUUUAGUGUUGGGGUAAUUUAGAAUUUAGGUUAUUUGAGUGGUUUAUAGUUAUUGUUUUGUAGUGGGUAUAUUUGUUUUAUUACUGUUUUUUGUGUCAAUGUAAAUAAAGUGUAUAUAGUUUAUUUUAUAAAUUUUAGUUGGCUGUUUUACUUUUAGUUAGUUAGUUUAGUUUAAUUGUGCGGUCUGAUCGCCCAGGCGAAGGCCGCCCUUUGGUCGCAGACUGGAGUGCA
Messenger RNA from Biomphalaria glabrata, 3404 nucleotides. RefSeq lists its product as uncharacterized. The record is from RefSeq and is a predicted model, not a curated record. The coding region runs from base 814 to 2109 and encodes 431 amino acids. NCBI's taxonomy places the organism in Eukaryota, Metazoa, Mollusca, Gastropoda, Planorbidae. The transcript is spliced from 2 exons. Gene Ontology annotation, molecular function: nucleic acid binding; zinc ion binding.